Zasmidium cellare ATCC 36951 is the source of this 2751-nucleotide messenger RNA. RefSeq lists its product as uncharacterized. The record is from RefSeq and is a predicted model, not a curated record. Gene Ontology annotation, cellular component: plasma membrane. Gene Ontology annotation, molecular function: magnesium ion transmembrane transporter activity. Bases 1 to 2751 code for a protein of 916 amino acids. Gene Ontology annotation, biological process: magnesium ion transmembrane transport; intracellular magnesium ion homeostasis. NCBI's taxonomy places the organism in Eukaryota, Fungi, Ascomycota, Dothideomycetes, Mycosphaerellales, Mycosphaerellaceae. The transcript is spliced from 2 exons.
AUGGCAUCGACCUCGCGAGACCAGAUCGCCCGAGUCUCUGGACCAGAAUCGAUGGCCAAACCCACAGGAUCAGCAUCCGCCGCUGAAGGCAAUACACAAAAUGCCUCGACUCUCGCAUCAUCCUCCGCCCAUCCGAACGACGCUGCCAAACCUAAGAAGAAGCGCCAUCGAGGUGGGCGCAAGAAGAAGAAUAGAAGGCAGAGCUUCAUUGCCCCGUCGGAAGCUACAGAGGAUACAACAGAUCGCGAUGGUCGACCGAGCCUCCAGGCGUCGCGAGCCAUCUCUGCGCAGCAGGCGAGCUUCUACCGGUUGCAGUCGAACGGGAACCGCAGCAAUACGAGCUUGGAGAGCGAGGCGCUACUGGAUCACCGAGAUCAGACCCCGUUCAGAUCAAGACGAGAUACCAUCAAGCAAGGACUGGCAAGAGUAGCAACGCCGUUUACAAGACCUCAACAUCGGUCUUCUGAAGCUUCGAACAAUCGUCCGGCAGGUGGCAGAACGCGGCCAUUGACUGUCCCUGAGGCGGCACUUGUCGACGAGGAUGAUGAGGAUGUCGCGCAUGACCGUACGCCUCUGCUCGCGAGUAGGAACCGUUCCAAACCGGGAAUGUCUCGUCACAAUAGUGGGUUUGGCUAUGGCAGUCACGGUACGAACAAGGGUAGACGACCCUCGAACGCGUCAAAGGCAUCAUCACGGCGCAGAGGCGAACUCAUGGCUACGCAUCCUCACAACAAUCCAUCUGACUCGCUCUACGAUGUCAACAACCCACCGUCUGUGCCAGCAUCCCCAACACUGGAAUCCGUGGAUGACCUGUUCAUACCGCCUGGCUCGGAUCGUGGACGGGACCGAGAUGCGAUCAUCGACAUUGAGGACAUGGGCGACGAUCGAUACCCGAGUUCGUCGCCAGAGGGAAUGCGUCGUAGACCGACAAUUGCAGAGCUGGCUGAGCGGGACGUGUGCUUCCCCCUCGAGGAGGAUGCUUCUGUGCGUGGCGAAGAAUCAGUUCUGGACACACAUCGGGAUUCACCUAGCAGGCGUAGGCGAAGACGGGCCAAGGCAUGGCCCGACCUUGAGGUACUCGAAGAGUGGGCCCGGGACGAGAAAGAAGAGCGGACGCAUCAAGAGGUUCUGAGAGCAAAGAAGAUCUCCGAACCUGUCAUGGUCGGUGGACGCUUGCGACAUGGGCGAGCCAAUGCAUGGCAUGCCGAGGAGGACGAUGCGCCCUUCAGAUUCACGUAUUUCAACGAGACGCUCGAUGGUACGGUACAUGCUCGGACGAUCAGUGAUCUACUUCAGGAUGGCAUGACAUUCAGGGAGUUGUUCCAGCCAGAUCCAAUAGAACUGAGCGACGACAGCGAGAGUGACGACAAUACGAAUGAGGUUGAUGAGAAUCAGUCGCAGCGACCUCCAAUGCAUUCGCAUCGGCCUUCUAGCGACGGGGAAGUCAACAAGUCAACAUUGGGUGACGCCGGUAGUAGGCUUGCAAAUGUGCGUUCGGCAUCCAUCGUCAGCAAGUCUGUCGUCGAAUCGGCUCCAGGAUCUGGACGUGCAACGCCCAAGCCAAGCAAGAAGCGGUAUGGACCCAAGCCGACCUUCUGGUUGGAUGUUCUUAGACCUACCGAAGCUGAGAUGAAGGUGCUGGUGAAAGCGUUUGGGCUUCAUCAAUUGACUGCAGAAGAUAUCCUCAUGGACGAGCAGCGCGAAAAGGUCGAGCUUUUCCCGUCGUACUACUUCAUCAACUACCGUACUUUUGAGCAAGACAAGGACAGCGACGAGUACAUGGACCCGAUCAAUAUGUUUGUGGUCGUCUUCCGGCACGGCCUCAUCACCUUCCACCACAAGAUGAGCCCGCAUCCAGCCAACGUGAGGCGAAGAAUUCGGCAAUUGAAUGACUACAUGAGCCCUACCGCCGAUUGGAUCAGUUACGCUAUCAUUGACGAUGUCACGGAUGCAUACGGGCCUUUGGUGUCUGAAUUCGAGAGGGAAGUCGAUGACAUCGAUGAGGAGAUUCUAUACAUGCAUACAACGGCUGUGGAUAAUGCCGUCGCAUCAUCUGAGGGUAAACCCUCGCAGAAGCAAGACCAGCGCCCCAAGAGCUCCAAAGGUCGACGAGACAGCGGCAAUAGUGAUGCAAAGCCUCAGACGCAAGGCGCCAUGGGUGCACUGAAAGCUGACGGCGCUGGUGAGAAAACGGCGGGCGAGGCUGGUGGUACUAUGCUUCGGCGCAUUGGUACGUGUCGAAAGACUGUGAUGGGGAUGUAUCGACUGCUUGGCAACAAGGCAGAUGUCAUCAAGGGCUUUGCGAAGCGGUGCAAUGAGCACUGGGAGGUAGCACCUCGAUCUGAGAUUGGUCUGUACCUGGGAGACAUUCAGGAUCAUAUUGUGACGAUGACUGGCAAUCUCUCGCACUUUGAAAGGUGGGAAUUCAAUAAGCACAACUCCUUGGAAGGACUUCAGCUGACUUAUCUCGACAGCCUCCUCAGCCGUGCUCACAGUAACUAUGUGGCCCAGAUCAACAUCCGCAUGAACGAACGCGCCGAACAGAACGCCGACAUUCUUGGUAAGCUCACAGUACUUGGAACCAUCGUCCUACCGAUGAAUAUCAUCACUGGUAUGUGGGGUAUGAACGUGUGGGUUCCUGGACAAGAGUAUGAGGGAGAUCUGAAAUGGUUCUUUGCCAUUACCGCCGGUUUGAUUGCGUUUGGCGUGACUUGUUACGUGGUGGCGAAGAGGGUGUACGGGAUUGUCUAA